AUGUCUCUUAAACAGGAAAUCGAAACUUGGGUAAAGGCGCUUGGCCAUUAUGAUGGAAAUGAGUUCGACGAGGCUCUGAAGGAGUUUGAUGGGAUAUCGGAUACCUCCAAAAUUCUUUUCAAUUGUGGUGUAAUCCAUGCCACCCUUGGUGAACAUGAAAAGGCUGUGGAAUGCUACCAGCGAGCAGUACGAUUGGACCAAUACCUCGCUGUCGCAUAUUUCCAACAAGGUGUAUCGAAUUUUUUGGUGGGCGAUUUCGAGGAGGCAUUAGCGAAUUUCAACGACACGCUGCUCUACCUUCGAGGUAAUAACAUGAUUGACUACGCACAGCUCGGCCUCAUGUUUAAACUCUACUCUUGCGAAGUGCUCUUCAAUCGCGGAUUGUGUUAUAUAUACUUGCAACAAAAGGAAGCUGGCAUGCAGGAUUUCUCUUUCGCUGUGAAAGAGAAGGUGGUGGAAGACCACAAUGUUAUCGACGAGGCAAUCAAAGAAGAGGCAGAGGGCUAUACCGUCUUCUCGAUCCCCGUGGGAGUUGUCUACAGACCUAAUCAGGCCAAGGUGAAGAACCUGAAGACAAAAGAUUACUUGGGUAAGGCAAGGUUGGUAGCUGCAUCAGAUAGAGCAAACGCGUUCACAGGUUUCGCUGGGUCCGAAAUCAAGAAUGCUGGCAAAGCUGAUGUCAAGGACGAUCGACCAACCGAGAAUAUUUCUUACGCAGCCUCGAAUCUCGUCAAGCCCGGACUUCAGAGCAAGCGGCAGCAAUCAGAGCCUCCCGUGAGCCGCAAUGUGUUCCCGCCUACGCCACCGCCAGAGUCGGAGAAAGGAAGUACUACUUCAUCAAGCAGCGGAAUGAGCCGCGGUGCUUCUGUGCGAAAUGGACCAAAGCCAAUGCCUGCAAAACUCAACAUUGAGAAAGCUCGACCGAAUGAGCGAUAUGAGAUACGUGACGACGGAAGAUCACCUCAAGGACAACAAAAGGAAAGGCUUGGGACGACACGAACAGCUUCGGAACCCCGGGGUCCUCCUGCGAGACAAAUGUCAUCUCGCCAGCGUCCACAACGAAGGCAGUCUGAAGAAGAUGAAGAUGGGUACCCUGAGGAGCUUUACGACAUGUAUUCGAGCUCGCGUAACAGUAGGAACCCGCCACGAAAGCAGCCAAAAUACAUCGAGGAAGAAGAUGAAGACGCCAGCGACUAUGAUGACGGAUCUUUCGACGAGAACGACUUUGAGAUGGUCUCUAGCCGCCCUCCCCCACGACGCGCUCCGUCAAGUGUUGGUGGUGGUAGUGGUCGUGGUGCCUCGAGGCGACCCGAUAUUCGAAAAAUUCGCGUCAAGGUGCAUUCGGAAGAUGUCCGUUAUAUUAUGAUCGGAGCCGCUGUGGAAUUCCCAGAUUUAGUUGAUAGGAUACGAGACAAGUUUGGUCUCCGCAAAAGAUUUAAGAUCAAGGUCCGUGACGACGACCAGCCAGACGGAGACAUGAUCACUCUCGGUGACCAAGAUGACCUGGAUAUGAUUAUUAUGUCGGUGAAGAGCAAUGCAAAGAAGGAGCGCCAGGAUAUGGGCAAGAUGGAGCUCUGGGUACAAGAAGUUUGA
This is a messenger RNA of Glarea lozoyensis ATCC 20868, 1593 nucleotides long. Its product is annotated as CAD & PB1. The transcript has 6 exons. The record is from RefSeq and is a predicted model, not a curated record. Lineage: Eukaryota; Fungi; Ascomycota; Leotiomycetes; Helotiales; Helotiaceae. Gene Ontology annotation, molecular function: protein binding. Bases 1 to 1593 code for a protein of 530 amino acids.